Messenger RNA from Cercospora beticola, 955 nucleotides. It is a transcript of the gene MRPS18, whose product is annotated as mitochondrial 37S ribosomal protein uS11m MRPS18. NCBI's taxonomy places the organism in Eukaryota, Fungi, Ascomycota, Dothideomycetes, Mycosphaerellales, Mycosphaerellaceae. The record is from RefSeq and is a predicted model, not a curated record. Gene Ontology annotation, cellular component: ribosome; mitochondrial small ribosomal subunit. Gene Ontology annotation, biological process: mitochondrial translation. Gene Ontology annotation, molecular function: structural constituent of ribosome.
UCGCAGACCACGCUGCCGGCCGACAAGCAUUGACAACGACAGCCAUCGACAAACAUGGCCGCACUCAAGGCUCCACGAGCAUUCAGCUCUUUCAUCUGUUCUUCAUGUCGCCAGCGCCUGGCGCCGACCAUCCCCCAUCGCGCCUUCUCCAACACUGCGCGAACUUCUGCAGCAUCCGACCCAUUCAGUGCUUUCAGCUCCCUUACGCCCAGCAAUCCUCGCGCUCGUGGUCGUGCACCGCAAGGGAAUACUACUUCCAUCGAUGACCUUCUCCAGCUUGACUCCGAGACGCUACGAAAUUCCACCUUCGCCAACGAAAUAGCAGGGGUUCCACGCGACCAGCCCCAUAAACUCCACGUCUAUGCAACGAAGCACAAUACGCACAUAACAUUUGUGCAGCCUUCGAGGCCAGCCUCGCAAACAGCGUCAUCUGGUGUCUCUGGAACAUCUGCAUCAGCGAAAGAUCAGAACAAAAUGGUCGACGUGCUUCUCUCGCUAAGUGCCGGUAACAUUGGAUUCCGAAAAGCUGGAAGAGGCAGCUAUGAUGCAGCCUACCAACUUGCUGCUUUCACUCUAAAGCAGAUGCAAGAGAAGGGCAUGCUCCGAGAUAUGCACAGUCUUCAGGUUAUCCUGAGAGGCUUUGGCGCUGGGAGAGAGGCAGUCACAAAGGUCAUUUUGGGCAGCGAGGGGAGGAUGAUCAGGAACCGCAUCGUGAGUGUUGUCGAUGCCACAAGGUUGAAGCAAGGUGGUCCGCGAAGCAAAAAGCCGAGGAGACUGGGCUAGAGACAUCAACGAUCAGAAACGAAGUUGAGCCCGAUGGCUUCGCCCAUCCAGUCUUCCCCGUCUGUAUUGCCGCUGUAACAAGCAAAGCCACGGCCACGCGCCAAAAAUAAGGGGAGCGCAGCUUAGUCUCCCUGCGGAAGAUCAUGGAUCGCUCAAAUACUCGCCCCGACGU